AUGUUGACCACGUUUUUGGCUACCGUUCAUUGCGGCUCGUCUGUGCCUGUACCGAGUGCGUCUCGUUUAGCACGAAAGCGCAACAUUUGCCUUGCACGUUCUCAGACAGGUAAUACCAAACCCGUCGAAGAAUUAUGUUGGUAUCACCGCCAAUAUGGUGAAAGAGCUAGACGUUAUGGGGCUCGGUGCAUCCGGCACGGCCCAGCUGCUUCAUGGAAAGCGAAUAACCCGCAUACUAGCAUGACAAACGCAUCAGUCAAUAACCAAGCAGAUCGCUUGUUUUACAUUAAGGAUCAACGUUCUUCCAUCACGUUCCUCAUCGGCACGGGAGCGGAAGUCAGCGUCAUCCCAGCGACCGCUAACGACAAGCACUCAGCGCCUACGUACAAUUUGCGUGCGGCCAACGGUUCGCCGAUAGCUUCAUUCGGUCAACGUAUUAUGAACCUGAACAUCAAUUCGCGCCGAGAUUUUCAGUGGGUUUUCAUGGUUGCGUCUGUACCCUUCGCAAUUAUCAGUAUCGAAUUCCUCCGACAUUUUGGGUUGCUUGUUGAUGCUGGUCGCCACAGACAUUUAGACGACCGUACUAAACUAGGGGUUGAAAGCGUUCUUACGGACGCCCCGAUGAUCAGUCCCGUUUUCCGAAACGUCGAGGUGUCAACAGAUUAUGCGAACCUACUGUCUGAAUACCCGCGACUGGUACUACCAGCUGCAGAGCUUCCACCAGUCACGACAGACGUCGCUCAUCCCAUAGUCACGCGCGGUCAACCAGUUAGCGCACGACCAAGACGGCUUGCUCCUGACAAACUACGUGCAGCACGAGCUGAAUUCGACCGCAUGCUUCAGCUCGGUAUCGUCAGACCGUCCAACAGCCCAUGGGCGUCGCCUCUGCACAUGGUCCCGAAGAAGGUCAUGGAGGACUGGCGUCCUGGCGGCGACUAUCGAACCUUGAAUACAGUGAACACGCCUGAUCGCUACCCGAUACCACACAUCGUGGAUCUCAUCGUUAAUCUGGCGGGUAAAAUAUCUCCAGCAAAAUCGACUUGGUACGCGCAUACAACCAAAGUCCGGUAG
Dicrocoelium dendriticum is the source of this 1071-nucleotide messenger RNA. The record is from the annotation of a GenBank genome assembly. Lineage: Eukaryota; Metazoa; Platyhelminthes; Trematoda; Plagiorchiida; Dicrocoeliidae.